Funneliformis mosseae is the source of this 207-nucleotide messenger RNA. The record is from the annotation of a GenBank genome assembly. NCBI's taxonomy places the organism in Eukaryota, Fungi, Glomeromycota, Glomeromycetes, Glomerales, Glomeraceae.
AUGGCGAAGGAAUUGGAAAAGGAGCUAGAUUUAUAUUAUUAUUUUGAAAAAACUAUUGUUAGAUUCUGUGCUCAAUUUAUCAUGUAUGAUAAGAAAUAUGAGCCAGUAUCCUUAAGUAGAAUUAUGCAAAUUGAAGAUCUAAACAAGAAAUAUAAGCAGUUUAAUAAUUAUACUCAAAACAAGACCAAGUUAUGGCUUGAAAGAUUU